AUGGUGGGAUCUCUCAGCCCUUUUUCCAGUCAAAGGGCAGAGAUGAACAUCCUAGAAAUCGAUAAAGAAUUGCACUCCCAGCUGGCAGAGAAACAGCAGUUAUGAGACCUCAAGGAGAAAUUGCUUACCUCCGAAGCUACCGCUUACUCCUUGGCCAACCAGCUGCAGAAAUAUAAUAAGUUAUGCAUGCAGAACAGCCAGCAGGUGCAGGUGGACCUUGCAGGUCUGAGCUAUGAGACAUGUGGCACAAAGUGUGGGGCAUGCAGAGACAUCAUAGAGUCCAUGCUGGGCGAGAAGCAAAAUUUCAAGGAGAAGGAGCAGGCAGAGAAGCCAACUCUAGCUGAAAAGCUCAGGUCAGGGGUGCUGUGUGUGGGGCAGGCAGGUGGGAAGCUUACCCAGCUAAGGCACAUGUCACAAGAGGGGAGAGAUGUCUCAAAUCUACUCAAUCGUCAUCUCAAGGUCCUACUCACCCAAGAUGAGCCUGAAAACUACCAGGGGCAGGGCCUUUUACGAUAA
Messenger RNA from Propithecus coquereli (Coquerel's sifaka), 516 nucleotides. RefSeq names its product putative neuroblastoma breakpoint family member 5. Lineage: Eukaryota; Metazoa; Chordata; Mammalia; Primates; Indriidae. The record is from RefSeq and is a predicted model, not a curated record.